Messenger RNA from Schistosoma curassoni, 306 nucleotides. The record is from the annotation of a GenBank genome assembly. NCBI's taxonomy places the organism in Eukaryota, Metazoa, Platyhelminthes, Trematoda, Strigeidida, Schistosomatidae.
AUGAUAGAUUGUGGUAGUUUUUUAUCACAUUCACCUGGAACAUUUUGUGUAAAAAUUUAUCAAGAAAGCACUGGUUGGCAUUCAUGGAUAAAAGUCACACGGACUUGUGGUGCACGAACUGACUAUGGUUUAGCCUGGAGCUGUCGUUAUUGGUUUGAAGCACAAGGUGUUUACAAAGAAGUCUGCUACUGCCAAGACAGAGAUGGUUGUAAUAAAGCCACAACACUAUUCAUGAAUAACAAAGUUAUUUUACUCUUGACACUAUUUUUAUGUUUUAUUUUAUCAACAAAAUCGAUUUUUUUGUAA